GGAUCGAAUUUCAAACGGCACUCAUCAACAGCAGCUGGUCUUACUUCAAAAAAAUCAACCCCAAUUUGCUAUCUCAUCUAUCAAUGGCGAAGACCAACAAAACGAAGAGACCACAGUUGAUCAAGCAAGAAGAACAGAUAGGUGACAUAGAAGAUUUGUUUAGCGAAGAAGAUACCCACAAAAUAAGGGCAUCGUUGUUAGAAUGGUACGACAAGAACCAAAGAGACCUCCCAUGGAGAACAUCAACAAAAAAAUCAGAAAAUGGCGAAAAUGUUCAAGAAGAAGAAGAAGAAGAAAAGAGAGCAUAUGGAGUAUGGGUUUCGGAAGUGAUGCUGCAACAAACAAGGGUUCAAACUGUAAUUGAUUAUUAUAAUCGUUGGAUGUUAAAAUGGCCUACUCUUCAACACCUUUCCCAAGCUUCUCUUGAGGAAGUGAAUGAGAUGUGGGCUGGGUUAGGGUAUUACAGAAGAGCUCGUUUUCUUCUAGAGGGAGCCAAGAUGAUUGUUGCUGAGGGAAGUGAGUUCCCGAAUACUGUUUUUGCCUUGAGGAAGGUUCCCGGAAUAGGAGAUUAUACGGCCGGAGCAAUCGCUUCAAUAGCAUUCAAACAGGUAGUGCCUGUUGUUGAUGGAAAUGUAGUUAGGGUGCUUGCAAGACUAAAGGCAAUUUCCGCUAAUCCAAAAGACAAAACUACUGUCAAGAACUUCUGGAAGCUAGCAGCUCAACUCGUCGAUCCUUCACGACCUGGGGAUUUUAACCAGUCACUAAUGGAACUUGGUGCAACUUUAUGCACCCCAUUGAACCCAAACUGCACUUCGUGUCCUGUUUCGAGCCAAUGUCGUGCGUUACAUAAUUCCAGAAAUGAUGAGUCAGUUAUGGUGAUGGAUUAUCCUAUGAAAGUGGUAAAAACCAAACAAAGAAAUGAUUUUUCCACCGUCAGUGUUGUGGAGAUAUCCAGAAGCCAAGAUAGAUUGCAACAAACCAAAUCCAACAGCAGAGUCCUUCUCGUCAAACGGCCGGACGAAGGUUUACUUGCCGGUCUUUGGGAGUUCCCGUGUGUUACAUUGGAUGAAGAAGCUGACUUAUCCAUGAGGAGAAAACUAAUUGAUCAACUAUUGAAGAAAUCAUUUAAACUUAACCCUCCAAAGAACUGUAACGUAAUUUCUAGGGAACUUGUCGGGGAAUUUGUCCAUGUUUUCAGUCACAUUCGCCGUAAGAUCUAUGUCGAGUUGUUGGUGUUACAUCUUAAAGGUGGAAAGCAUGUCUUGUUCGAAGAGGAUGACAUAAACGCCACGGAUUGGAAGCUUUUGGACUGCGAAGCCGUUUCGAGGAUGGGAUUGACAUCGUCUGUAAGGAAGGUAUACUCCAUGGUUCAAAAAUUCAAACAAGACGGAACAUCCAACAAUUCCGUCCCAUUGAGGAAAAGGCCAAAGUGUUCAUGAACCAAGUCGAACACGUUAGGUGGCAAAACAAGUGGGAAAUAUAUGACAUAUUUAAUCUUUAACGAUUGAGGGAUCAUUUUGUACGUUAGUACAGUUUUGUAAGAUUUGAAAGUUGAAUGACCAAAAUGUAAUUUUAAACAAAAUUUAGAUA
Gossypium raimondii (Peruvian cotton) is the source of this 1590-nucleotide messenger RNA. RefSeq names its product adenine DNA glycosylase. NCBI's taxonomy places the organism in Eukaryota, Viridiplantae, Streptophyta, Magnoliopsida, Malvales, Malvaceae. The record is from RefSeq and is a predicted model, not a curated record. Gene Ontology annotation, cellular component: nucleus. Gene Ontology annotation, biological process: base-excision repair; mismatch repair. The transcript has 6 exons. Bases 84 to 1439 code for a protein of 451 amino acids. Gene Ontology annotation, molecular function: 8-oxo-7,8-dihydroguanine DNA N-glycosylase activity; oxidized purine DNA binding; adenine/guanine mispair binding.